Molecule: messenger RNA, 687 nt
Organism: Styela clava
Lineage: Eukaryota; Metazoa; Chordata; Ascidiacea; Stolidobranchia; Styelidae
Source: RefSeq, a predicted model, not a curated record
CUUUGUUUCACAGUCAUGUCGUUUGAAGAGCUUUUAAUAAAUGAGGUGAAAUCUAGACCAUGUCUGUAUGACAUGAGUCGUCACGAUUAUCGUGAUGUUAAUAUCAAAUCCAACAAUUGGGCGGAGAUGGGAGCAUUGCUCCAUGUUACUGGACAGCAGGCAAGAGAGAAGUGGAAGGCCUUGCGAGACAGAUUCGUCAAGAUGAAAAAUAAAAAUGAAAGUACCAUGAAGUCAGGGGCACCCGGAGGCGUUUCAACGAAUAAAUGGCAUCUAUUUGAACACAUGACUUUUUUAGAUUCCUUCGUGCAGCAUCGAAAAACGUCCUCAAAUUUAGAACUUGUCACUCUAUCAGCUGUGGUAGAAGGGGAAGAAGUGUCUGGGUCAUCUUCUGUCGCACCGACACCAAAAAAAAGGAAGGAAGAAGUGAACAUGCGGAUUUUGAAAAUUCUUGAGGAGGAGAAGGAUGAUGAUCCAGACAAAUUCUUCCUUCUUUCACUUCUACCACAGCUGAAAAGACUGUCUCCUGAGCGUGCUUCAUCAACAAAGAUGAAAAUCAUGCAAUUACUCCAUGAGGCUGAAUUUGAGAAAUGAUUCAAAUUCAAUUUCCCACUUAAAAAUUAGAAAAUAAAUUCAAACGUUUUUUUAUCUUAAUUACAGUACAUUACUAAAUUUAAUUGACUCCGUACA